GCCUGGAACGCCAAUGACGCAGGUGGCCAUUCCAGCGAGAAUUCUCAGGGUGUGGUGUUGUUUUUGGUGAUUUUCCUCUCAUUUUCCUGCCCAAAGAGUGCCUUUUCCGCAAUGAAUUUCCUCGUCGUGGUACUGGUGGUGUUACCCGCCGUGUGUUUGGGACAGAGAACGCCCUCCAUCUCGUACAUAACGCAGGAGCAGAUCAAAGACAUUGGGGGCACAGUGGAGCUACAGUGCUCAGUGCAGUACGCCAAGGAGUACGCAGUGGUGUGGACAAAGACGGGCCGGGACAGGAGCGACAGCGUCUUCCUGUCCACGGGCAGCUCGCUAGUCAUCAAGGACUCUCGCUUUGCCAUCCGCCACGACAUCUCGUCCUCGACAUACACCAUGCAGAUCAAGGACAUCCAGGAGACGGACGCGGGCAUCUACCAGUGCCAAGUAAUUCUGUCCGUGGUGAACAAGAUCACGGCCGACGUGGAGCUGCAGGUGCGCCGCCCUCCCGUGAUCUCUGACAACUCCACGCAGUCCAUCGUAGCGUCGGAGGGAAAGUCCGUGCAGAUGGAGUGCUAUGCCGCAGGAUAUCCACGGCCCACAAUCACCUGGCGCCGCGAGAACAAUGCUAUCCUGCCCACAGGCGGCAGCACGUAUACCGGCAACGUCCUGAAAAUCAACUCCGUGCGCAAGGAGGACCGCGGCACAUACUACUGCGUGGCGGACAACCAGGUGAGCAAGGGCGACCGGCGCAACGUGAACCUGGAGGUGGAGUUCGCGCCCGUGAUUUCCGUUCCGCGUCCGCGACUCGGUCAAGCGCUGCAGUACGACAUGGAUCUGGAGUGCCACAUCGAGGCAUAUCCGCUGCCGGCCAUCGUGUGGGUGAAGGAUGAGGUGCAUCUGUCCAACAAUCAGCACUACAGCAUCUCGCACUUCGCCACGGCCGACGAGUUCACGGACUCGACGCUGCGCGUGAUCACGAUUGAAAAGCGACAAUACGGCGACUACGUGUGUAAGGCGAUUAACAAGCUGGGCCAGGCAGAGGCGAAGGUGCAUCUCUUCGAGACGGUUAUUCCCGUGUGUCCGCCCGCGUGCGGACAGGCUCACUACGGCGAGGCCACGACCGUGCCCAUCUCCAGCUUCGUCAUCGUCCUGGGUGCGAUUGCAGUGCUCUUUAGCUAAAUGGUGACGCGCCGGAAUCCGUCUAAUUAAUCCACUCGAAUAUCAACUAACAACACACAUUCAGGAGAGAACAUCCUCGAGACGUGUAAUCUCUUUAUUCAACUAACGAUGACACCCUCUGAAACACUUACUCUCUGACUCGAGGAUGUCUCGCCAAUUGUCAUUCCAUCGGUACAAAAGUCCAUGAAAUUUUACACUAGACUUUAAGCAAUACAAUACGUCCGACAUAGAAUUUACAACACUGAAAGAAUUUGCCUUAUCUAGAGCGGUAUUUAAAGUAUAAUUACGAUAUCUAAGAAAGAAAAAUUGUAGAUAGAUUCUUUUGCAAUUAAUGCAAAACGAAAGUUCGGCAAUUGUAAUCACAUUUCAUUUGGUAUUAUUAUUGUAUGAAAUUCCGUCCAGUUUGGUGGUGAAUCAACGAAAAAGUCUGUAAAAGGAUUUUUAUCCAUUUUUUACUGUAGCGAAGAAUCAAAAUAAAGUUCUAGGAUUAAUUGGUGUUGUUUGAAU
Messenger RNA from Phlebotomus argentipes, 1680 nucleotides. Its product is annotated as lachesin-like. The record is from RefSeq and is a predicted model, not a curated record. Bases 112 to 1173 code for a protein of 353 amino acids. NCBI's taxonomy places the organism in Eukaryota, Metazoa, Arthropoda, Insecta, Diptera, Psychodidae. Gene Ontology annotation, cellular component: neuron projection. The transcript has 2 exons.